UUAUUGUAUAUUAAAUUACACGAGCGAGGAAUUAUGAAAGUUAAGAAAAAUUUUAUGUAACCAACAUGAACGUACAAGACGAGAUAAGUGAAACUUUUGAAAUAUCUCUGAAAAGUCAAUCCGAAAUGCAAUCAUGCAAAGUAGACGAAUCAGAAAGCAGGCCAAACAUUGCAUUAAACAGGAUCGGACUGGAAUUGGACAAAGCGGAGACAAAAUGCUUCACGUUAAAAUCAGAGUUAAAUUGUAUGAUGGAUGUUUGUCGGAAAGCUCAAACGGAAAAAAAAAGAAAUAAAGAAGUUUCUGACAUUUCGUCAAUAAUGUCAUUAGAUAAUUUAGAUUCAAAGUCUUUAUUUGAACAUAAUGACUAUAACAGCAACAUUAUGGAUGCUAAUAGAACUACAAACUGUAACAUCCAUCAAAGGAUUAAUAAUAUUGAAUUAAAGACUGAAGAAAAUUUUGAUGCAUUCAAUUUGAGUCCAAAGUCUGCACAAUUUUCAUCUAGAAAAAGCAUCAACGAUGAUGACAUUAUUGAGAGAUCAGAGAGCUUAAUGGAAGGAAAUCAGAAAAGAUUAUUGAAUGUUACAGUUACACCAAGAACUCAAUUAAAUAAAAGACUUUCUCAUUUUAUAACAAUACCAACCCAGAACAUCGAAGAAGACGCGGGUAAAGAAUAUGAAAGCUAUUACUUUCCGUCGAAUAUGUCCCUCGAGAGAAUGACAUUGAGAGCGGACGACGAGGAUUAUCUCCGCGCAAUACCGUACUCUGUGAGGCCAGGUGUCGAAAAAGUUGAAGGUGCCAUAAAUCCAGGAUUGAAUUCGAACACGUCGAAUGCCACAAAAGCCAGACGAUUGAUUAAAAGUAGAUCGAGAACAGGGAGAAGCGAAAAGAACUCCGUGUGCAGGGUGGACAGCGCGUUGCCUAAAGCGCGAAAGAGGAAGACGAAGUUACGAAGUUCCAUUUCCAAGAGCACAGUUACUACCAGAGACACGGGUUUUAUUGGUAGAAAAGAAGCGAAGAGGCGCCGGCAUAAAGGUCUUGUCGUUAAUCAUCAACCUCUCAUCAGUCGCUCAUCAAACGCUCCUCAACCAAUCCAUCAAUCAUUGUCUAAUCAACCAAAGCAUGUGAAAAAGUCUAAUGAUGUCGUGGAAAUUUUUCAUAAUACUAAAUUAAAGAAUAACAAUUUUGGGGUGUCUAGUAAGCACUCUAAAGAUGAUGGAGCUAAGUACGAAAAAAAACCGCAUCUUUCUGAGAACAAGGAAAAUCUGAAGAAGAUUCAAGAGGCAGUGUUCAGUCCAAAAGAUAAACAUUCUGAAAAUGUCAAUCAGGAAUGUCAAUCCCAUGAUAAGAAAAAUAAACAGGAUCAUUGUCUUCAGUUAAAUUAUCAAAGCAACACAUUUUCAAAAAUAAAGCCUGAGAUCACGCAAAAAAAAGAACAAGAUAAAUCAGAAAAGCUGAUCCAUUCCAACAAUCUUAGUCCACCAGCACAGGAUGAAACGCAGCAGUGCAAGCGAGUUUUCAACAGAUACGAUGAUCCGUUAUUCACGCCCAACUACGAGAUGCCGACUUUAGCGUCGAAGUUAAAACGCUCGAGCAGAUCGUACUUCAGCAGAUUUAACUUCCGAAAUAUUCCAUUCGUGGUAGGAACUUCGGUGACUCCAAGUCACAAUCUCGGAUUGAAUAUUCAACAAGUAUUGAGCGUGAUGAAGACGAGACAGCCGAUAGCAAGCGAUGUCGCCCCGUUACUGAUCCGCAAAGUCAGCAGAGGCAUGAGGCCGAUAUCGGUUCUUCUGGACCAGAUGAACUACGAGGGAUCGGUCUCCAACGUAAGCUCGCAAAUGAUUGGAAUGCUUAAAUUUAACAGCAGAGAGAACCUCGGUCGAGAUAAAAGAUCGUCCGUGUUUAAUUUACACGUGGGAAAGACGCAAAGUGGCCGUAUGCCAAAGACGUUCGCGGAUGCAGAAAUUAUUUCUGAAAAAGAAAAUGAUGUAUCUAAACAGCUUUGCAAAGAGAAAGUUGAGUAUUGCAAUAAUAAGACUAAACAGCAAUCUUCUUCCACUGUGAGCAAAAGCAACACUUCGGCGAGUCCUAAAAUUCAGCAAGGAAUUUCGGGGAUAUCGUUAAAGGGUAAUAUCGGCGAUUAUAAAAUACGUAUUCCUGAUUCGCACAAUUCCAAGGAGAUACGUAACGUUCUAAUUAAUCUUCACGAUCAAUUUGAAGAGAUGAACACAAAAUAUGAAAGAUUGCAAUCAGAAGUGGACAAGUCUAACGAUAAAUCUUUAGCGAAGGAAUUGUCAGCUCUAGAGAAGGAACUCAAUGUCAAGGAAGAAGAAAUCAACGCCGUUAUCAGUCUCUAUAAAGAAGUAAUGACGCUGAAACAGCAAAUGAAGACGUUGCACGAAAGAAAUAGUCUGGUUUGCAUCGCGACCGAGUCAACCAAGGGAUCCAGCAAAGAUUCUUUUCCCAUGUCUAUUAUACCUGAAAAAUCGCAGAUUUUCGGUCGAAGAAAAAUUUUCAAUGCCACACGAGAGCCGCCCGCUUCUAUGCAGUUGGCUGCGUUAUUACGGCAGAUUCAAACUUUUCAUAAGCAAUUGCAGCUCGUGUCGUAACAUCACAUCGAGUCACGAUAAAAGAGCAAGAAAAUGGAAUAAAAUUGGAAUUAUUUUUA
Molecule: messenger RNA, 2665 nt
Organism: Cyphomyrmex costatus
Lineage: Eukaryota; Metazoa; Arthropoda; Insecta; Hymenoptera; Formicidae
Exons: 11
Coding region: 66-2606 (846 amino acids)
Source: RefSeq, a predicted model, not a curated record